Vitrella brassicaformis is the source of this 1201-nucleotide messenger RNA. The record is from the annotation of a GenBank genome assembly. Lineage: Eukaryota; Vitrellaceae.
GCCGGCCUCAGAUCUGAUGGAUUGGAGGGUAUGGAGGGCCUGUCGCUAUCGUGGGGUGACCCAAACCAGCUGAAUCAAAGCUGAAUUAUCGAUGGCUUCGGCUCCCAUCUUCGUGUAAGGGGUGCCAGCACGACUGAAAGCGUCUUAACAGACUGCCUGCUGCUUGUGUGCUGUGUUUGCAGGUACGGCUCCUUGAUGGCGGACGAGGUGAGUGGACAGCAAACACACACUUCACGACUUCUGCGCAUCAGCUGCCACUCUGUGUGUGUGUGUGUGUUCUGCUCAUCGUCAGGUGCUGACGACCCUCCUAUCACGCAUCCCCGAGUCACGAGCAGCCUCUGUGAGAGGCUUCCAACGCCUGUUCGUCAAGGGUCAGACUUUUCCCGCCAUCAUGAGGGCCGACGCGUCUACACCCGCCACUACAGCUGCACCGCCAAUCGUGAGAGGUCGGCUGCUGCUUGAUGUGACCGACGUGGAGCGUCAGAUCCUGGAUGCCUUUGAAGAUGAUGGAUACGAGGUUGAGGAGGUCAUGGUGGAGUACGACGAUGGCGCAUUCGACUGGAGGGCAGUGGACGAAACACAGCCAGCAGAUUCUGAGGGGUCGUCGUCCGAUGCUGUCGCCGCCUCGUCGCCGCAUCAGCAUCAGCAUCAGCAUCAGCAGCACCACAUGCUGGCAGUGGCGUACGUGUGGCCUCAGCAACUGGCGCACCAGUUGGAUGACGUGCGCUGGAGCUAUCGGCAGUUUCGGCAGAUGCACCUUGAGAGGUUCGUCAGGAUGGCCGGCGACUGGAGGAAACAGCUGCAGCUCUGACGCCUUGAUGCGAUAAACGAGAGCGGCAUUGUUGCCCGCGCAGUUGCUUCUGACUGAUGCACUGCUACUGACAAUGACGGGACUGCUACUGACAAUGACGGGGUAGCCGUGGCACGUGAUGGUGGUGGUGAUGUGUGAGGGUGAGGGUGAGUGUGGGUGGGCUUGCUGCCAAAGGAGUGGGUGGCAUGUAUGUUGCGUUUAGUACCAAGGAGAUUGGCUACAUAGAGAGCGUCAGUGUGGACGCAUCCCAUCGCUGGCUUGUAUGCAUCAACCGACCCUGACACGUAUGGUCCUGCAAUCCAGGACUGACUGAACAUCUGUAGGUGUCAGCGUGUGUGGGUGAUCCACAUACACACAAAGAUGGGUCAUCAGUCAGUCAGCGGUGUUGUA